Panicum hallii is the source of this 1470-nucleotide messenger RNA. RefSeq names its product E3 ubiquitin-protein ligase RNF25. The record is from RefSeq and is a predicted model, not a curated record. NCBI's taxonomy places the organism in Eukaryota, Viridiplantae, Streptophyta, Magnoliopsida, Poales, Poaceae. Gene Ontology annotation, biological process: protein ubiquitination. Bases 1 to 1209 code for a protein of 402 amino acids. Gene Ontology annotation, molecular function: protein binding; ubiquitin protein ligase activity. The transcript is spliced from 8 exons. Gene Ontology annotation, cellular component: nucleus.
AUGGACCUCUUCGCGAAUAAGAAAAUUUUCUUAUUCGCGAACCCUCAGGAGGAGCCUGGAAAUAUUUCUGGAACCUCCCGCCAGCUGGAUGGGCGGGAGAGAGACCAGAGACGGAAGGGGAAAAAAAAUCGGCGGCGACUGGAGGCGAUGGCGGCGCAGGCGGAGGCGGAGGAGGAGGUGCGGCUGGAGCUGGAGGCGGUGGCGGCGGUGUACGGCGACGACGUCCGCGUGCUCCGGGACCUCCCGCCCCACCUCGUCGUCCACGUGCGGCCCCGCACCGCCGACGACUCUUCACAGCAGUUUGUGGAGCUCUUGCUUGGAAUUAAAGCAUCUUCACAGUAUCCAAAGGAACCACCUCAUAUUUAUGCUGUGGAAAGUAAGGGCCUUGAUGAGAAUCGACAGUCAUAUCUUAUUAGCAGCAUCCAGAACAAGGCAAAAGAGCUUUCCAACUACCCAAUGCUUGUUACUUUAUGCGAGGAAGCUGGAGAGAUCCUCUCGAAUAUGAAUCAUCCAGCAGGGGAUUGUCCACUGUGCCUAUACCCUUUGGUGGGAGAGGAUAAGGAUGGCUCUGAGUUGCCUUUUAUGAAGUUGAUGUCAUGCUACCACUGCUUCCACAGUAACUGCAUUAUGAGAUGGUGGGAAUGGCUCCAACAUGGUGAUGCUAACCCUAAGGAGCAUAAUACUGGAGGCAAGCAUUAUAAUGUGAAUCAGCACAAAGGAUUUUGUCCAGUUUGCCGCAAAGUGUUUGAUGAGAAGGAUAUUGAGCAUGUUCAUGAUCUGUUGGGUGAAAGUACUUCCCAGCUGGCAUCAUUGACCCUUGACCUGGGUGAAGAUGAAAAGAAAUUGCUCCAUUCAGAGGCAGAGCAAAUCAGGAGAAAAAGAAUCGAAUCACUUUUUAAUCUUCAGCAAGAAAGAAACGGCCUUAUUGAACCGAAGAAAGACCUUGCCAUACAGCCAGGAAUGUACGUCACUCUCCCUCCCAGCACACCAGAUACAGCUGCAGGAGAGAACGUUGAUCCCAGCGAGGACACCACUACUUCCACCUCAGAAACAGAGCAACGCAGCCAGGCAAACAACACUACCAGCAAUAAGCCCAAGAAUUCUGGAUAUCGAAGGAGAAAUCGAGCCAAUGCGUCAAGAAGGCAGCCUCACGGCCAGCCUGGUAGGCAACAGUGGCAGAGGAAAGAAGCAGACACUUCACACCAUUAACAUUGAAGCAAUGAGGAGGAUUCGAGUUGUUUUAUUUUUUCAUCGGUUAUGUAUAUUGAUGGUGUGCCCGGAAUACAUGCAUGGCAUGACGCAACAGCAUGGUUUUGAUGCUGUUGCCACCAAGAGAGUUAAGAGCAGUUUAUGCAUGCAAAGGGUCCGUGGAACACUGGAAUUUCUUUCAGUGCGUAGGAGUUCAUGUCACUGCAAUAUUGAACCUAAGCAUGUUAAGAAACACUAGAAAUAAAGCACAGCGUUCUUACA